This is a messenger RNA of Trypanosoma rangeli, 2178 nucleotides long. RefSeq names its product putative synaptojanin (N-terminal domain), putative,inositol/phosphatidylinositol phosphatase. The coding region runs from base 1 to 2178 and encodes 725 amino acids. Lineage: Eukaryota; Euglenozoa; Kinetoplastea; Trypanosomatida; Trypanosomatidae. Gene Ontology annotation, cellular component: endoplasmic reticulum. The transcript has a single exon. Gene Ontology annotation, molecular function: phosphatidylinositol-4-phosphate phosphatase activity. Gene Ontology annotation, biological process: phosphatidylinositol dephosphorylation. The record is from RefSeq and is a predicted model, not a curated record.
AUGCCCGCGCAGUGGUACUCUGGUGACAUUGUUACCAUGGGAUCCCGCGUUUUCUUCUGCUCACAGAACGAGGAGCUGCCGUUUUUGGAAUGGUCACCGAAGGAGCAGCGUUUUAUGGUGUUGCAACGUGAUAAUUGUGACGUGCCACCACUUCUCGCUUCUGAGCAAAUUGAUUCUGCCAGCUUGGGGUAUGGCACGGUGAGGAUUCCCUGCUGCGCUCUGUACGGUGUUCUACCUCUUAGAACCACAUCUAUACUGUUGUAUGUUGCACAACAAGAACACGUGGCGACUCUGCCUUUUACUGAAACACAUGAGGUGUUUGCUGUGAAACGAUUUGCAUGGAUGCGCCUGCCAUCGCCAGAGAACGAAUCAUCAAUUCAAGAUGGAUUAAAAGAGGAUGACGGGGAUCAGCAAAAUUCUUUUUCUGCUUUUCCUGAGGAACUUUCGGAGGAUAUUGUUGCUAAAUAUUGUGCGCUGAUUGAUCGGUUUUGUAGUAAUUCAGAGCAGCACUCAGGAGGCUCGCUUUUUUUUUAUUCCCCAACAAUAAGUUUGGCGUUGGAUCCAAGUGAGUUGGUUGAGAAUCCGACAACACAUUACUUUGGGGGCUCUGUAUCGGAGAAUACAUUUGAUUAUGAGGGGGCUUCCCUUUCUAGGGAAAAUCAUGUUUGCCAUCAGUCGUUGCGCACUUUUCAAUGGAAUUCUCCAUUGCUUCGCGCAUUCGCAUCGCUGCAUUUGCCCGAUGGAAGUUCUUUUUCGUAUGUGCCGUCAUUUAUCAGAGGCCUUGUUGCCAUGUCUCCUGCACCCGCGGAUGGCGUUCAGCUGCUGCUCAUUAGCCGACUCAGCUACCGUUGGGCUGGUACACGCUACAACCGACGUGGGUUGGAUUUGGCAGGCACUGGCACCAGUGCUAUUUUUUCCAUCUCGACCUUGUGGGUGUUUUCUGCGGAAACAAACGAGAAAGAAAAUAAUGCGGUACUCGCAUCUUCUAAUGGGAGGAAACGAAUGGCCUCCUACCAGGUUUUACGAGGGUCCAUCCCACUUUACUGGAGCCAACGGGCAAAUUUGGCUCUCACGCCGGAGAUCACCAUUGCAUCGCCCGGUCGUGCAGCAUUUGGACUUCGUUUACAUCUAAAACUCUUAAAUGAACUUCUCCCUGCCACAUCGACGCUUCAUUGUCUUGAUACGACAUCUAGUAGUGAAGUGGAGUGCUCGCUUUCAAAGGCCUUUGCGUUUGCUGUGACGAAGUUCCGUGAGUCGGAUGCCAGGCAUGAUGUAUCCUUUGAUGUUCAAUACACUAAGUAUGAUUUAAGGGACAAACUGAGGAGCAAGCUGCCGUACGACGAGAUCCUUCAAGGUGUAAAUGAGCUACUCAAUGGUGGUGUGGAGGAGGAGGCUAAACGUGUAGACUUCUCGAGGUGGUGCACCCAGCCCUUUACGGAGGACAAUGAUUCAGAUGUAAAGACAGAUCACACCUGUUCCCUGGUGUGGAGGCAAAGUUAUCAACAGAAGCACUACAUUCGUGUGAAUUGUCUUGACUGCUUAGACCGGACUAAUCUUGUCCAGUCUAUGAUUGUGGUUGAUGUGCUUCCUCGGAUGAUUCGGUAUGUGCGUGGUCGGGACCACGCAGCGAAUAAUAAUCACGGUAACAACGAUAGGGCCGCAGAGAAUUCUGAGAAGGAAGAGGAAGCGUAUGAAGAAUCUAUUAAAUUGUGCAAGGAACUCUGGGCUCAGCAGGGUAGAGCACUUUCUAAAUUGUAUGCUGGAAGUGAUCCUCACUUGCUUCAAUUUCUUGUGAAGGGUACCUUGGGACCGUAUGUGCUGCAACAGACAGUCCUCAUUGCAACGCGUCGUUGGUUUCAACAGAACUUUUGUGAUGGUGACAAGCAGGACAUCAUUUCAGUACUUACCCGCCAACAUGAUCCGGCCCUCAUACAAUUCGAACUUGAAAGGCGUUUUGUACGACCAUUCUCGUUACUAAACAAAAUGAUGGUCUUGGGUCUCGCCGUCGCAAUAGCUGCACUUGGGGUGAACACAUUUAUUCUCCUGUUCUUGGCACGGAGUUCGAUGUUUAACGGAUCAUUGUUCUAUUCACUCGCCUGGGUGCUUUACAUCAUUAUAUUGAUGUUUUUUAUUAAGCGUGGGGGGGUUAGCUACACAAACCGCCCAAUGUUUGGAUGA